Messenger RNA from Penaeus indicus, 2504 nucleotides. RefSeq names its product heparan-alpha-glucosaminide N-acetyltransferase-like (gene Hgsnat). The transcript is spliced from 14 exons. The record is from RefSeq and is a predicted model, not a curated record. Bases 734 to 2503 code for a protein of 589 amino acids. NCBI's taxonomy places the organism in Eukaryota, Metazoa, Arthropoda, Malacostraca, Decapoda, Penaeidae.
UGGCAUUAGUAAUAACAAUUGGUGCGACAACAACGAUAACAUCAACAUUAGAACCAUAAGAAGAAUAAGAAUAGCAAUGAUAAUAAUAGUGAUGAUAAUGAUGAUAAAGAUAGUAAUGAUAAGAAGAUAAAGACUAAAAGUUUAUUGAUAACGAUAAUGAUAUCAAUAACUGAUAACAAUAAUAAAAACAAACUGACACUGAUGAUAAUAAUGUCGAAAUAUUACAAAUAAUGAUGAAUAUGGAUGACAUAACCGUUACGAACUCCCCCAGUAACAAUCUAAUCCCAGUAAGCCUUAAAACUGUACGUCACUUUCACUAGGCCUCCGGACCAGUUUCGGGAUAAGUGAGAGUUGACAUCACCAGCUGAUCUCUGGGCGUCUCCGUUGACAUCAGCUGUUCUAUGGGCGGUUUCCCUUGACAUCAACAGUUGAUUUUUGUUUGUAUCCGUUGAUAUCACCAGCUGUUCUAUGGGCGGUUUUCCUAGACAUCAACAGCUGAUCUCGAGGCAUUUGAAGUACUUCGUGACCUCUGCGAUCAAAAAAAAAAGAAAAAAAAUCCGUGAAACAGGGAAGGUGUUUGUAACUGUCAAACGCUUUUAAUUCCAAGAUAAUCAUUUAUCUUGAUUAAUUCCAGAUAAUGGUGGUCGUAAUCUCAAGGGCACUGCAGUUGAAAGAGAAAAAAAACAGUUAAUUCUCUUCGGGCAUUUUGUGGCAUCAACUACGUCGAACAAAGAUGGGAUCUGCAUUCCUGGAGGACCCCGGCGUCGAGGACUACCUGGGCCUCGACCUGACCGCCCUCGAAGUCGACCAGGCUUACCUCCGCCUCACGUCAGACGACCCAAGAACACUAAGUCUAUACACCCGCAACGGAGACUGCUACGGGUGCCCACUACAGAAGCGAGACAUAAGCGUGACAGCAGAAGGCACGAACAUCACACUCCACACUGCGCAUGCGUGGACCUUCGUUCUGAGUGACGCAACAACAGACUAUUUGCCUGAGAUAGACGGAAGUGUUUGCCCGGUUACGGAAGCUAAUCUUGGCGAGUUUGGUGUUUACGAACUUGCUCUCGAAAAUAACACGUGUACCUUUUCCACACUCAAGGAUCCCGUGUUUGAAUAUGGAGCCAUCGUGAUAGCCCUGGCAGUUUACAUGGGGCUAGCCAUCCUCUGCGCCAUCGCGACGCAGGUGUACAAAAAGGGUGUUCAGUCCUUGUUCAAAUCAGGGGUGACGGAGGCGACCAGCCAGGUGGUGCUCCAGAUGGGCGAGUCGAGCGAGAGCGCAGCGCCGCCCACGCCGGUCAAGGCAGCGAAGAAGCCGAGGCUCAAGUCACUCGAUACCGUGAGAGGGAUUAGCAUCGUGGUCAUGAUCUUCGUGAACUACGGCGCCGGCAGAUACUGGUUCCUGGAGCACGCGACCUGGAACGGACUGCAGGUGGCGGACCUUGUGUUUCCUUGGUUUCUGUGGAUCAUGGGCGUCUGCAUUCCCAUGGGCCUCCAGUCAGCUCUCCGCCGGAACGUGCCUAAGAAAAAGAUCCUGUUCAGAAUUGUCAAGCGCUCCCUAAAGCUCUUCCUCCUGGGCAUCGUCCUCAACUCCCUGGGCGGAUGGGUGUACCUCGACCGCUACCGCAUCCCGGGCGUGUUGCAGCGGUUUGCAAUCUGCUAUUUCGUGACCGCGGGCGUGGCGCUGGCUCUCUCGCCCAAGGAACCGCCGCAGUAUCAGAGCAACGUGGGCAUCGCUCUCUCCGACAUCCUGCAGCUCCUCCCACAGUGGUUCGUUCACAUCCUCCUCGUCGCUGCCCACACUCUCAUCACCUUCUUCCUGCCUGUGCCCGGAUGCCCGACAGGCUACCUCGGUCCCGGGGGCGUCGCUCUCCUGCAGGACGGAGAACCGAGUCCCCAGUGCAUAGGCGGCGCGGCUGGAGAGGUAGACCGCUGGCUCCUGACGGCGUCCCACAUCUACCAGAACCCGACGGCGAAGGGAGUCUACUCGGCGGGGGCUUUCGAUCCUGAGGGAGUCUUAGGUUCCUUAACUUCGAUCUUCCAAGUGUUCCUGGGCAUGCAAGCCGGUAUGGUGCUACAGUGCCACAAGAGCCACCGAGGCCGUAUGGUGCGCUGGUUGCUGUGGUCGGUGGCCCUCGGUGCCAUUGGGACGGGGCUGUGUGGUGCCUCCAUGAACGAUGGUGUCAUACCCGUCAAUAAGAAUUUGUGGUCCCUCUCCUUCGUUAUGGUGACGUCAUGCUUCGCUUUCUUCCUGCUGGCCUUCUGCUAUCUGCUGGUCGACGUCUGGGGCGUGUGGAGUGGCGCGCCGGUCUUCCAAGCAGGCAUGAACAGCAUUUUCCUAUACGUGGGUCAUAACGUCGCCUACAACCUGUUUCCUUGGCACUACAGCAUCGGCCAUAUGAACACUCACCUGGAAUUCCUUGCUGAGACGCUGUGGGGGACGACGCUGUGGGUACUUAUCGGUCUCUAUUUACACCACAAGGGCAAGUUCUACACUGUGUAAA